This is a messenger RNA of Portunus trituberculatus (swimming crab), 2539 nucleotides long. RefSeq lists its product as uncharacterized. The transcript is spliced from 11 exons. NCBI's taxonomy places the organism in Eukaryota, Metazoa, Arthropoda, Malacostraca, Decapoda, Portunidae. Bases 236 to 1978 code for a protein of 580 amino acids. The record is from RefSeq and is a predicted model, not a curated record.
CAAAAUGUAAACAGUAGAGGUGAAAAAAUAAUUGGUUUCGUAACAAAGUGAGAAAGAGUAACAUGGUGCUGGUACUACAUCGUCGCCACUCUUCUCCGUUACCCAGCAACAUAAUGCAGGAACAGAUAAGCUAAGGAGUGACAAGAAGAAAGAGUGAGAGAGGGGUUAUAGGGAGAGGAGGAGAAGGGAGAGAGUAAGUGUGUCAAAGCUUAUGAAGGCAGAGAGUUGGUGAAACAUGUAUUCCACUAGAAGACUAUUAAGGCCCGUGUGGCAAAAUGCUUGGAGAAAUGUCAGAACCUGUUCAUCUGAGGCCCAGGCAGUCCCGGCAAAGAAGAGGGGCGUGCUUAGGACCCUAGGACGCGGCGUGAUGGGCGUGGGCGUGGCGGUGCCGAUGGUGGGCGGUGCGUACUACGUGGUGAGCGAUGACCACACCAAGAGGCAAAUGAGAGUUACUGUGCAGGGCAUUGGCAGGUUUUUCAGGACGUUAUGGAUUGGCAUGCAGAUCUCAGUGGACUACAAGUGGACGACAUACGGCCUUGAUGAAGACAGCGAUGAGUACGAGGAAGCACUGUCCAAGGCUCACCUCCGCUCCGCCAGUCGCAUUUUGGACGGUUGCUUGAAGAAUGGAGGCCUCUAUGUGAAGCUUGGUCAGGGGUUGGUAUCCUUGAAUCACAUCUUGCCUAAAGAAUAUUUGGAAACACUCAAAGCUCUUCAGGACCGAUGUCUCAACCGCAGAUGGGACGAGAUUGGCUUGCUCUUCCAGGAGGACUUUGGCAUGUCUCACAAGGAGAUGUUUGCUGAGUUUGAUGACGAGCCCAUCGCUGCAGCUUCCCUUGCACAGGUGUUUAGAGCCAAGACUCACACAGGGGAGGAGGUGGCAGUGAAAGUCCAGUACAUAGACCUUCAGGACAGGUUUUGGGGAGACAUUGCCACCAUAGAACUUCUGCUGGAGAUCAUACAACUCAUGCACCCCAAGUUUGCCCUCAAGUGGGUCAUGAAGGACCUGAAGGGAACACUGCAGCAGGAGCUAGACUUUCUGCAUGAGGGAGAGAACAGUGAGCAGUGUGCCAGGGACCUCUCCGGCCUGCCCUAUGUGUAUGUGCCACGUGUCCACUGGGACCUGUGCAGCAAGAGGGUGCUGACAGCAGAAUAUAUCCAUGGCUACAAAGUGAGUGAUGUGAAGGGCAUCAAGGGGGUUGGUCUAGACAUCAAAGAAGUGGACAGCAAGUUGGUGAAUGCAUUUGCCGAGCAGAUAUUCCACACAGGCUUUGUACAUGCUGACCCCCAUCCUGGCAACAUCUUGAUCAGGAAGCGGCCCAGUGGUGAUGCCGAAGUGGUGAUCCUGGACCACGGCCUCUACCAGCCGCUGCCCACCUCAGUCCGUCAGCCUCUCUGCAGGCUGUGGAAGGCAAUAGUUGUAGGUGACCACACCCAGAUGAAGGAUAACUCAGAACAACUUGGAGUUACAGCUUCAAACUACCGGCUAUUUUGCAUUUCUCUCAUUCAACGUUACAUCGCGCCAGCAGAGGGCGUAAUCCAGGAUAUAUUUGACAUGUUUUAUGACGAGAAGGGGCCAAAAUUCAUGACAAGGGCACAAUUCGAUAAACUUCCUGAAGAUGAGAAGAGAAAGCUGAGGAAGGAAAUAAUGGAUGUCCAUGACCGUGUGUUUGAUGUCUUCAAGGGUAUUCCCAGCAAUCUGCUUCUCAUUUUUAGGAACGUGAACACCAUCCGGUCCAUCACCAAGGAGCACGGGGAUGUGGUGGACCGAUACAAGCUGAUGGCCCGCUCUGCCACGCGUGGUGCCUUUGUGUCGCCUGACGCCUCCAUCAUGCAGAGGAUGCGUGGGCGGUGGGAGCAGCUUUACUUUGACUAUUCACUCAAGAAGGAGGCAGUGCGGAUGUGGGUGAUGAGGAAGGUGCUGUACGUGCUGUACCUGCUGGGCCACAUUCCAGACCUCGCUCAGGUAGAUGCAAUGUGAUGCUCUGUGCUGCGCUGCCGACAUGCUCACCCUGCUCAGUAGUGUCCAGCCGGCAUCACAACACGGUCUGGACAGAUGCAAUAUUUUUGUACCAAAUGUUGAAGUGUUGCCAAGUGUAACUGUAUGCUCAUGGCUAGUGUUUAGUUUUGUAGCAGAUUUCGAAAGAUUAUACAUUUUGUUCCUGGUUAGUGAGUGAUUCUUAGUCAUGUUAUGUGCUGGUGAAUUUUGGCCAACAGAUAUCUAAUUUAUGAAUUUUCAAAAUUGCAAAUUAGAAUAUUUUAUCUUUUCCCAUUUCACAGAUGCAGAAUUCACGUCAUUUAUAAAUACUAGUCUGUCUGAAAAAGAAAAUUAAAUAAAUUUGAAUAUGCAUUGAAUUGGAAGAAUUACAGACAUACACUUGUUCCUAGGUUGUAGUUACCUAAUUUAUGAACAUUAGUAGUAAUGUACAUAACUAGAUUGAGAUUUAUCUAUGUAUUGAAAGCUCAGGUUACCAUGAUGACAUGAUGAAUGUAGAUACUGUAUUCUUUGUGGUGUUUUGUUAAUAAUAUGUUAAAUCAGUGA